AUGGAUCCAGAUUUGACGACCGGCGAGGAGGGGAAAGCUAUCGACCCUCAGACCGGUCCGCUCGAUCACCAUCUCGAGGCUACGAGGGCCGACGACGUUCUCCCCCACGAAAUCGCUCUCGCCCUCGCGCUGACACCUGGGUGCCGUCAAAUCGAGGAUUUGCACGACCAAGAAGUCGUUCGCCUCCUGAUUACCGCCGGCGCUCACGAACACCUCCCUUCCAACCACGAGCCUAUGGUCAAGCCCCAUACGGUCGUCGUCGAACGCCACCUCCUCGAAGAUUCUCUCCCAGAAGAGACGACAGACCUAGAUCGCCUCCUCCUCAGUCAUGGAGAUCCCGGUCUCCGUACAGUGAUGGAAAACCGCGCGAUGCUUCACGGGGUCGGAGCAGCCCCCGCCGUCCCCGCGACGUAUCCCCGGGAAAUCAAGAAUCGUGUGCUGUCUCCAAGAGCCCCGGUUCCGGCCCCGGCCCCUCAGCCGUCAUCAAUUCACUCGCAAAGUCCCUCACAGCCUUACCGCCGCGAACAGCAUGCCGAUAUGAACAGAGACCGCCCUUCGUCACGAUCUAGACAAGCAUCGCCUAAACACGCCCUCGCAAGUGAAUCGAAUAAUACAUCAAGACGUUCAUCUCCAUUCAACCACGCUGAACGUGGUGGUCUACCUCCUCUCCAAAGCCGCAGCGGCUCACCUGCACGCCACUCUCUUUACCGGUCUUCAGGUGCCGGUGCAGGUCCACCAGGACGCUCCCCUCGCCCAGAUCAACCCCAAGAAACAGUCGCGAACUAUACGAGAGGACCAGACAACGCAGAACGUUUACCUCGAAAAGACUCCUCCGAACAAGGACCCCCAGGAGCACCCCGUUUAAACAGAAACAUCCCAACCCAACCACGAAACCUCGCUCUAAACCAAACCCCACCACUCGGACCAUCAAGGGGUCCACAACCUCACAAUCGCGGCCCUCACAACGCUCCCGCCCUAACAGCACCAACCCGACCCCGUCACGCAUCCGGUCCCCGAGACGGUCCAUGGAUGGGAUCGCCCUCAAUGGGCCCGCGUCGCCCAUCAUCCAUAAUGCCCUCACACGGUGCUCCAUCCGGUCCUCGAGCAUCCUUCUCAUCCCCAGUCCCCAGUGGCCCAGGAUACCGGGGCCACCCAGGUUCUUCUCGCCAGGGUAGUUCGGCAGGGGCCGUAUCUCCAAUGACGCCCAAACCUCCCAAUUAUCUCGCGGGUCUGGGCUCAAUUGUCCCCGGGGGUAGGGCUUUACCCUCGGCGCUGGAUGUUACGACUGAGAGGCGGCUUGCUCAACUUGAUGCUGAUAAGGAAAAGUUACUUGAGCAAAUGGCGGCGACGCAGAAGCCUAGGAGAGCGGGUCUUCGUGAUUGGGACCGAUUGGAUCGGGAGAGUUCAAUAUGUGCGUUGAAGAGUGAGUUGGCUGAGGGCCAUCUCCAACGCAUGGCGGAUGAAAGUAUUGGCGGGGGAGUCUUGUACUGA
Messenger RNA from Penicillium cosmopolitanum, 1491 nucleotides. RefSeq lists its product as uncharacterized. The record is from RefSeq and is a predicted model, not a curated record. NCBI's taxonomy places the organism in Eukaryota, Fungi, Ascomycota, Eurotiomycetes, Eurotiales, Aspergillaceae. The transcript is spliced from 3 exons. The coding region runs from base 1 to 1491 and encodes 496 amino acids.